AGUAAACACAUUUGGUCGUUUUGCUUUGCCCACCUGACUGCAUCUCAUGUGACUUGUAUUUGAUUUUGAGGUUUAUUUUUCAUAUGGUAGUUGACAAGAGCUAAGGACACAAGAUGCGCGGCUUUCUACUCCUACCAUUGGUUGUGGCGGUCGUCCACUGUGAUACACUUUAUUUCCGUCCCAGGGAGAAUCCCGCCGUUCCCGGGACUCCGUGUCAGGACGGGAAGUCCUUCUGUCCGGACGGGAGCACCUGUUGUGUCCAGGAGACAGGGGAAUAUGGAUGCUGUCCUCUCACUAAUAAAGUUUCACUGAAGUUAGAGAACGUAGUUUGUCCUGAUGGUCAGCAUGAAUGUAAAACUGGACAGACUUGUUGUAAACUGUCCAGUGGAGGAUAUGGGUGUUGUCCAUUACCAAAGGCCGUCUGCUGUAGCGAUGGUAAACACUGUUGUCCAGAAAGCACGACCUGUGAUACUGGUACCGGAAAGUGUAAGAGAGGGAACCAGUUGACAAUGGACUGGUUUGAGAAAGAACCUGCUCUGUUAAGAUCAGAGAAUGUGGUUUGUCCUGAUGGUCAACAUGAAUGUAAGACUGGACAGACUUGCUGUAAACUUGCCAGUGGAGGAUAUGGGUGUUGUCCUGUUCCAAAUGCUGUGUGCUGUAGUGAUGGUAAACACUGCUGUCCUUCUGGGACUACUUGUGAAGUGUCAUCAGGCAAAUGUAAAAGAGGGUCCAGUCUUGUCACGGACUGGUUUGAGAAACAACCUGCUGUGUUAAGAUCAGAGAAUGUGGUUUGUCCUGAUGGUCAACAUGAAUGUAAGACUGGACAGACUUGUUGUAAACUGGCCAGUGGAGGAUAUGGCUGUUGUCCUAUACCAAAUGCUGUGUGCUGUAGUGAUGGUAAACACUGUUGUCCUUCUGGGACUACUUGUGAAGUGUCCUCAGGCAAAUGUAAAAGAGGGUCCAGUCUUGUCACGGACUGGUUUGAGAAACAACCUGCUCUGUUAAGAUCCGAGAAUGUGGUUUGUCCUGAUGGUCAACAUGAAUGUAAGACUGGACAGACUUGCUGUAAACUGUCUAGUGGAGGAUAUGGGUGUUGUCCUGUACCAAAUGCUGUGUGCUGUAGUGAUGGUAAACAUUGUUGUCCUUCUGGGACUACUUGUGAAGUGUCCUCAGGCAAAUGUAAAAGAGGGUCCAGUCAAGUCACAGACUGGUUUGAGAAACAACCUGCUCAGUUAAGAUCUGAGAAAGUUGUUUGUCCUGAUGGUCAGUCAGAGUGCAAGACAGGACAGACUUGCUGUAAAUUGUCCAGUGGACAGUAUGGAUGCUGUCCUCUACCAAAGGCUGUGUGCUGUAGUGAUGGUAAACACUGCUGUGCAGAAGGAACAACUUGUGAUGUGUCCUCAGGGAAAUGUAAAAGAGGGUCUCAUUUAGUCAUGGACUGGUUUGAGAAACAACCUGCUGUGUUAAGAUCCAAGAAUGUGGUUUGUCCUGAUGGUCAACAUGAAUGUAAGACUGGACAGACUUGCUGUAAACUGUCCAGUGGAGGAUAUGGGUGUUGUCCAUUACCAAAGGCAGUCUGCUGUAGCGAUGGUAAACACUGCUGUCCAGAAAGCACGACCUGUGAUACUGGUACCGGAAAGUGCAAGAGAGGGAACCAAUUGACAAUGGAUUGGUUUGAGAAACAACCUGCUCUGUUAAGAUCUGAGAAUGUGGUUUGUCCUGAUGGUCAACAUGAAUGUAAGACUGGACAGACUUGCUGUAAACUGUCCAGUGGAGGAUAUGGGUGUUGUCCUGUACCAAAUGCGGUAUGCUGUAGUGAUGGCAAACACUGCUGCCCACAGAAUACGAAGUGUGAAGUCUCCUCUGGGAAGUGUACAAGGGGUGACAGUCUGGAGCUCCACUUGAUCGAGCAGCUUCCAGUCACCAAACCUCCACAGGGAGGUCUUCUAUCUUCUGUCAUGUGCCCUGACGGUGCCUCAGAGUGCAAGGACGGGCAAACAUGUUGUUUGUUAACCAGUGGCAAAUAUGGCUGCUGCCCAAUCCAGGACGCUGUCUGCUGUUCAGAUCAUAUCCACUGCUGCCCACAAGGAACAAGGUGUGACCUGCAGGAACAGAAAUGUAUCGGGCAUGGGGAAAGUCUAGGGAUCAUCAGCAUGGACAUGGUCCAGAUAAAAGAGGGGAAAUCCCAGGAAUCCCAUCCCUUGACCCCUCUAACAGCAAAUGUUGAAUGUCCUGAUGGCCAAUCAGAAUGCAAGACAGGGCAGACAUGUUGUAAACUGUCCAGUGGAAAAUAUGGGUGCUGCCCCCUGCCUAAGGCUGUGUGCUGUGCUGACAUGAGACAUUGCUGCCCCGAGGGAACUACUUGUGAAGUGUCGUCAGGGAAGUGUAAGAGGGGAGACAAUAUACUGAUGGACUGGUUCCAGAAGUUACCUGCAGUAGUCAAGGCAGAAAGUGUUAUGUGUCCUGAUGGUCAGCAUGAAUGUAAAGAUGGACAGACUUGCUGCAAAACUGCUAGUGGACAAUGGGGAUGCUGUCCCUUACCAAAUGCUGUGUGCUGUAGUGAUGGUAAACACUGUUGUCCUUCUGGGACUACUUGUGAAGUGUCCUCCGGCAAAUGUAAAAGAGGGUCCAGUCUUGUCACGGACUGGUUUGAGAAACAACCUGCUGUGUUAAGAUCAGAGAAUGUGGUUUGUCCUGAUGGUCAACAUGAAUGUAAGACUGGACAGACUUGCUGUAAACUGUCUAGUGGAGGAUAUGGGUGUUGUCCAUUACCAAAUGCUGUGUGCUGUAGUGAUGGUAAACACUGUUGUCCAUCUGGGACUACUUGUGAAGUGUCAUCAGGCAAAUGUAAAAGAGGGUCCAGUCUAGUCACGGACUGGUUUGAGAAACAACCUGCUGUGUUAAGAUCCGAGAAUGUGGUUUGUCCUGAUGGUCAACAUGAAUGUAAGACUGGACAGACUUGCUGUAAACUGUCUAGUGGAGGAUAUGGGUGUUGUCCUAUACCAAAUGCUGUAUGCUGUAGUGAUGGUAAACACUGUUGUCCUUCUGGGACAACUUGUGAAGUGUCCUCAGGCAAAUGUAAAAGAGGGUCCAGUCUUGUCACGGACUGGUUUGAGAAACAACCUGCUGUGUUAAGGUCAGAGAAUGUGGUUUGUCCUGAUGGUCAACAUGAAUGUAAAACUGGACAGACUUGCUGUAAACUGUCUAGUGGAGGAUAUGGGUGUUGUCCUGUACCAAAUGCUGUGUGCUGUAGUGAUGGUAAACACUGUUGUCCUUCUGGGACUACAUGUGAAGUGUCAUCAGGCAAAUGUAAAAGAGGGUCCAGUCUUGUCACGGACUGGUUUGAGAAACAACCUGCUGUGUUAAGAUCAGAGAAUGUGGUUUGUCCUGAUGGUCAACAUGAAUGUAAGACUGGACAGACUUGCUGUAAACUGUCUAGUGGAGGAUAUGGGUGUUGUCCUAUACCAAAUGCUGUUUGCUGUAGUGAUGGUAAACAUUGUUGUCCUUCUGGGACUACAUGUGAAGUGUCAUCAGGCAAAUGUAAAAGAGGAUCCAGUCUAGUCACGGACUGGUUUGAGAAACAACCUGCACUAAAAAGACAUCACACAGAAAUAAAACCAAAAAAUAAAGUUGUUUGUCCUGAUCAGACUACAAGCUGUCCUGACAAGAAUACAUGCUGCAAAAAUAAGGAAGGCAAAUUUGGGUGCUGUGCCUAUAAUAACGCUGUUUGCUGUAAGAGUGGUACUUACUGUUGUCCUAAAGGCUAUAUCUGUGAUACACUACCACAAAUCUGCAGAAUGCCGGAGGCCAAAGAAGCUUGGAAAAAUACUGCCAAUAUAUUUAUACAGAAUAUAUUAAAGAAAAGGGUCCAGGACCUACCAUAAUGUGGCCAUCAGCUUAGUUGAUGUAUAUAUAUUAAUUUGUUACUGUAAUUUGGGUGCCUGUGUUAAGAAUAAUGUUGAAAGCUACAAAAGUAUACUUUAAAAUUUAGAUAAAUAUUUUUGUGAAAUGUUAGAGAAGUUAAAAGAUUUAAUGAUGUUCAUGUUAACUUCAAGUACAUGUAGAUGGCUGAUUAUCUUGUUUUGUAUGUUUCAUUGGGUUGGUGUAUAAAUUGAAUUUUUGCUAAAAGCAUACCCAAUUGUUACCUUUUAGAAAUUUUAUUUAAUGUUUAGAGAGCCUAGUUAUGUUAAAAAAAAUUUUCGUUGAGCCAUUUUUAUUGACCUAUAAAAACCAAAAUGUUAUAUUGACAUAUUGACAGCUUUUUUGAAAGAAUUCAUUUAACUAAAGAAUAUAAAUUUAAUAAAAAAUAUUUCAUAUACAGUCUUUCUAGCACCUAAGUGUUGGGACUUGAUUGCUUAUUUAUGAACAUUUAGGUAACAACAUGUAGCAAAUACAGAAGUGAAUGUGUGUUUAUAAUACAGUGCAGAAUUUUUUUUUAACCUAUCAACCUAAAACUCAAUGAGAACCCCCAUUAAUAAGGGGUAACAAAUAAUAUUAUGUUUUUGGUGAAUGAGAUUUAUAUGAUAAUUCAGCUUUUGUUAAUAUUG
This is a messenger RNA of Saccostrea cuccullata (small rock oyster), 4547 nucleotides long. RefSeq names its product progranulin-like. Gene Ontology annotation, cellular component: extracellular region. NCBI's taxonomy places the organism in Eukaryota, Metazoa, Mollusca, Bivalvia, Ostreida, Ostreidae. Bases 114 to 3884 code for a protein of 1256 amino acids. The transcript is spliced from 18 exons. The record is from RefSeq and is a predicted model, not a curated record.